AUGGCAGAGCCACGGGAGCUCGGGGACCCUCUGGGGGAGGAUGCUUCAGGGGCUGCUGCUGCUGUUACUGGUCCCUGCGUGGCUGGCAACAGGCUUAACAUAGAUGUCUACCCGGAUGGCUGUCGCCAUUUCUUCAAGCUGCUGGAAACGAGAAGGGAAGAAGUGGUGCAGGUGGAAUUCUUGCGGCUGAAUUGUAACGAGGACCUCAUCACUUCCACGCUGAUCCAUAUUCCUCUCUUGAAGGCUCUAAAAUCCCUGGUACUCAAAGGUGGACAUGCCAGGGACGAAGUCGGUGCUUGUCGGAGAGGAUUGCUGGCAUCCUUACCACAAGAGCUUGCGUGCCUCUACUGCCUUGCCCAUCUGGAUCUCAGCUUCAAUAGCUUCAGUGUUCUUCCUCCCUGCAUCACAGAGCUGGCUAGCCUCACAAGUCUCUUGGUGGGCCACAACAGCCUGCAGGGACUGCCCGAGGACUUUGGUCGGCUCACCAAGCUGACUUUUUUCUCUGCCAUGAAAAAUCAGAUCAGCGGGCUGCCGCAGAGCAUAGGGCAGCUGGCAGCCCUGCAGACACUGGACCUCUCUGAAAAUGCACUGGAAACACUUCCUGAAGAGAUGGGGAACCUGCGUAGUUGCACAGAGCUGGAUCUAUCAGGAAAUCGAUUGACAGGAAUCCCCAGCUCUCUUGCCAAUUUGCAGUCUCUGCGACGGCUGCAUCUUCACAGCAAUCUUCUGGUGACCGUUCCUGCGUCCCUUGCCCGCCUUUCCAACUUGUCCAGGCUUGAUCUGCAGAACAACAGACUGCGCGUCAUCCCUCCAGAGAUCCAGAGCUCUCCCUUUGUGCAUCUCCGCGGUAAUCCUCUAGGAGAACCUGAAGUGCCUCUGCAGCCUGAUGACUCCAUCUCAGAAGAAUUACGAACACUGUUUCUUGCUGCUGGUGAGGAUAGGUUUACUGUGACCCCAGAAGGCUGCAAAGUUGUCCUGACUUGUGGUGUCCAGUUUUGCUUUCCCCGGGGGGCCGUCACUUCUUCAGUAACCAUUUGCUUCCAAAAAUGCUUCCCUGAUCCACAGUGGGUAAAACUGAAACAUCAUGAUAUCCUGCUGAGCCAAGCCCUGGAGCUGCAGCCUCAUGGCAUUGAAUUCCAGGAGGAGGUGCGGAUCUGGAUGCCUUAUGCCUCCACGCAGAGUCUUCGUGAGCGCGAGGUCAUAAUCCGAACCUUCAGCGGACAGAAAUGGAGUGAUCUGAGAUCCAAAGUGGAGUGGAAAGGGAAGAUGCGUCUGGCAUGCUGCAGUGUCCCUCAUUUCUCCUGGUUCUUGGUUGUAUCUCAACUUGUGGUGAACGAAUGCAGUGUCCCCAGGGAGGGGACAUUGCUUUUUUCAACGGUCAACCCUGACAUCAAAGUGACCUUUCCUCAUGGUGCGACCGAGGAGCCUAGGACAGUGAUGCUUCAGGUGUUGCCUGUGUCGAAGGAGGAGCUCCUGGAGAUCACAGAUGACCCCGAGACUCUUGCCAGCCCUCUUCUUUGUCUGUCUCAAAAUUCCACUGUGGACUUCCUCCAGCCCAUUAAAAUUCAGCUCCCUCUGCCUCCAGGGCUCACAGGUCUAACCUUGGAUUGGUCCAAGGUGCAUCUUCUCCAUGGCGACCAGAAUGCCCAAAACUGGAAUGACAUCACGGACCAAGUGGUGCUGGAGUUCACCCACCUCUUUGCUUUGUUUGAAGUCACCCACUUUUCCUGGUACUGGCUGUGGUAUACCACUAAGGCCUACAUUAGUGGUAUUGCCAGAGAGGUCUACAAAAGAUUGCGCAUGUACCAGGUGAACUUCAUAGCUCUUCAGAGGAAGAAAGAUCCUGAACAAGUCUUGUUACAGUGUGUCCCAAAGCACAAGGUUGAUCCUGUUUUGAAAAAACUCCAUGAUAGAUACCGAGGCCCUGAGCCAUCAGAUGUGGUGGAGAUGUUUGAAGGAGAGCAGUUCUUUGCAGCUUUUGAACGAGGCAUCAACAUCGAUGCAGAUCGCCCAGACUGCAUUGACGGAAGAAUUUCAUUCAGCUUUUACUCUCACUUGAAAAAUGUGAAGGAAAUCUAUAUUACUUCUGAAGUGGACAGGAAAAACACAGCUGUGAAAGGGCAGGUUUCCUUUUAUCGAGGAGCUGUUCCAGAGAACAUUCCUGAAGAGGCUACCAGAAAGAGGAAAGGCCCCAACUCCCACUGGCUUGCUACUUUGCCAAUUAAGCUACCUAAGCUGAAAUCUCAGGGGAAUGAGCUGCCUGUAGCCAAAAGUGGCUUCUCCCUCCCUCCUCUGAAUUUGGGGAGUGCUGAAACUGGUUACUUGACGCAGUCUAAUCUGCUUGGCAUUGCGGGACGCAUUGGACCUGAAUGGCAGACGAUUGGCUUGAAUCUGGGUUUCUCCUAUCAACAGAUCCAACAGAUAAAAUACAGUAACAGGGAAGACCUCAGUGCUCAGAUUCUGGAUAUGCUCUUUUCUUGGGCUCAGCAAAACAGAAGGACCCCUGACUGCAUAGAUAGGCUGAUCGGCGCCAUGAAGGAGAGUGGCCGCCAAGACAUAGCCGAUGAGAUUGAAGCCAUCAUCUCCCUGGGAAGGCAGAAAUACAGAGACUCCAUCCAGAGAGUGGGCCUGGACCAGGAAAGCAGCAAUGAAGACUCUGCUAUUGCCAUGGCGUAAAUGCUGUGCAAAGCCCCCUUUGUCUUACCUAGGUGUUG
This is a messenger RNA of Euleptes europaea (tarantolino), 2714 nucleotides long. RefSeq names its product p53-induced death domain protein 1 (gene PIDD1). The coding region runs from base 1 to 2676 and encodes 891 amino acids. Gene Ontology annotation, biological process: signal transduction; DNA damage response; apoptotic process. NCBI's taxonomy places the organism in Eukaryota, Metazoa, Chordata, Lepidosauria, Squamata, Sphaerodactylidae. Gene Ontology annotation, molecular function: protein binding. The record is from RefSeq and is a predicted model, not a curated record. The transcript has 15 exons.